Messenger RNA from Prorocentrum cordatum, 868 nucleotides. NCBI's taxonomy places the organism in Eukaryota, Dinophyceae, Prorocentrales, Prorocentraceae. The record is from the annotation of a GenBank genome assembly.
GUUCGACGACCUGGAGACGGAUCGGCAACGAUUGGCGGGCAGAACGGCAGCAGGCACCAGGGCGCCCCGGCCUGCGCUGAGCGGAUGCGUCGGUCCAGGCACGCGCUGGCAGCAGUCAGCCGACCAGAACCGCCUCGUGGAGCUCUGCAGCUUCACGGACAGCACGUUCGCGACCAUCGCCGAGGCGGAGAGCGGCGACCACGUCGCGAUUGACGGGGCGCGGCACUGCCGCAAGCACGAGCGCGGCUCGUUGAGGCCAGUGCCCAGCUUCAGCGACGACGGCGACGACGAGCUCACCGCUUGUAGCAUCGAGCAUACUCGAGCUUGUCUGAGCCACCGAGGUAGUUUCGACAUCGCGAAGGCCAAGUCCGAAGCGGCAGAGCUCCAGCACCGCGACAUCAGCGACGACGAUUGGCCGCAGCUCAUCGCCACGAUCGCGAAGGAGUGGAGCGCAGCUUUUGGCAUCGACGCGGCGACGGCCAUCAUGCCCGAGGAUGCUGCGCGCAUUCGGAAGGCCGAGAGGGUCGCGCACGGGUCCAAGGACUCCGAAAUCGUGGAGAUCGAGCGGAGUUGUCCAACCCCGCAGCUGGCUGCCAUCCACAUCGCGCUGCGGGCCGUGGCCAGCCGGGAGUUCGAGGCGAACUCCAGCGACGCGGCCGCGGCGUUGAUGCAGGGGGAACCCUGCAAGCGGACCGAGCCGCUCUACGCGGAGCCACCUGCAGGAGGCUACCGGGAGGCGUCAAGUGUUCCGCCUGGCAGUCUCAUCAGGCUCGACCGCGAGGUCUACGGGCUCGCGAGUGGCAUGGCAGCGCGGGGGAGUACGAUGGUCAACCGUCUCAGCAAGUUGGACUACCGCAUGAUCCGAUGA